AUGCGCCCCUGUACCGCCUCCUCAUGCUGCUGCCAGGCCCGUAAUCUGCCAUGGGCCCCUGUACCGACUCCUCAUGCUGCUGCCAGGCCCGUAAUCUGUCAUGGGCCCCUGUACCGCCUCCUCAUGCUGCUGCCAGGUCCAGAGUGUGUCAUGGGUCCCUGUACGGCCUCCCAUUGCUGCUGUCUCUAUCGCCACACUCUGCCAUGUGCCACUUUCAGGUCUCCUCACACUGCUGGUGGUUUCCAUUUUUGUCAUAGGGUGCUGUAUGGCCUCCCAUUGCUGCUGCCUCCACCGCCACACUGUGGCUCCACACUCUGGUUUUGGCCCCGUGACUGCCCAAAUGAGUGAAGUGUGCGGUGAUUCUAAGAUCGACGGCACUCAUCUGCAUGUCAUACUGACUGACAGUAUUAUUUCUCUUCCCCAGCAGACUCCAAGGGCAUUUAAAUUAAAGUACAGUGUUCUGCACUAAUAUUA
Staurois parvus is the source of this 474-nucleotide messenger RNA. Lineage: Eukaryota; Metazoa; Chordata; Amphibia; Anura; Ranidae. The record is from the annotation of a GenBank genome assembly.